UGCAUGUUGGCUCCAAGAAUGGAAAAUGUGCUCUUCUGGUUCCACUGGGUGGCUCAUUAUUUUGAGAAAAUGGCAGCUCGAGAAAUGUCUGUCCUGCAAUUUUGUCCCAUAGGAAAGUCCAAACUUGCUCCUUCUUCAAGACCCCAGUAGGCCACCUCCUGCUCUGCUCUUCAGCUGCCAAACAGGAGUUGGAAGGACCAACCUAGCCAUGGUCUUGGGCAUUCUGGUGCUGUAUCACCACAAGGGCGGUCUGCAGAAACUAGACCUUCCACAAUCCACUAAAUUCUUGCCUCGGGAUCGAUUUCGGGUUAUUCAAAACUUCAUUGGCACAGUACCAAAAGGCCAGCAAAUAGUGGAAGAGGUGGAUGCUGCCAUCUCCUUGUGUUCAGAAAUGCAUGACUUGAAGGAAGCCAUUUAUGAAUGUAAGAAGAAGUUGGAAGGGAUUGGAGAUGAUUACCAGAUUCAGGGGAACAGCGCCAAAGAGUAUUUCCUGCAGCGGACAUUACAGAGCCUUGGGCGCUAUUUCUGCUUGGUAGCCUUUAACUAUUACCUUCAUGAACAGUACCCCUUGGCUUUUGCUCUCAGUUUCAGUAGAUGGAUGUGCAGGCAUCCUGAGCUGUACAGGCUCCAGGCAAGCACAAACCUGUCGGAACUGACAAUCACGGGGGAGCAGCUAACAAAGGGCGCACGAGUGCUGGUGGUAGAUGAACGGUUUUCUCCGGAUGUGCUCAGCACAGUCAAGGAAAUGAGUGUGGCUAACUUCCGGAGGGUGCCCAAGAUGCCUGUAUAUGGGAUGGCACAGCCCAACUCCAAGGCUAUUGGAAGUGUCUUGAGCUAUCUGACAGAUGCAAAGAGGAAGUACUCCCACAUCUUGUGGGUUAAUCUCCGUGAAGAAGUGGUCCUGGAAGGGAAUGAGCAAAUCUAUACCCUACGGGAGCCUGGAAACCUAGAACAGCAGAUAGCAGUCCCUGUAACGUCUCCUGAGCAGCUAGAGAAAUUGGAGUCUGUCUUGAAGAAUGACCUGCUGAAAUCCCAGAAAUGGAUUGAAGUGUAUCUGGAGCAGGAGAAGCAGAUGAAAAUGUUUAAGACAUGCCUGACCAUGCAGGAGGUGUUUAACCAGCACAAGAGCUCUUGCCAGGGGCUGGCGUACAAACGGAUCCCGAUCCCAGACUUCUGUGCUCCCAAGGAAAAGGACUUUGAUCAGCUGCUGGAAGCAAUGAAAAAUGCAUUGGCCGAAGACUCCAACACCGCCUUUGUAUUCAAUUGUCACAGUGGCAGAGGAAGAACCACCACAGCCAUGGUCAUUGCUGUGCUCACCCUUUGGCAUUUCAAUGGAAUCCCAGAAAUAACUGAGGAUGAAAUUGUGAGUGUGCCUGAUGCCAAGUACACCAAAGGAGAGUUUGAGGUGGUGAUGAAAGUGGUCCAGUUAUUGCCAGAGGGACACCAAAUGAAGAAGCAGGUAGACAUGGCACUGGAUAUUGUGAGUGAGACCAUGACGCCCAUGCACUAUCACCUGAGAGAAAUCAUCAUAUGCAGCUAUAGACAGGGGAAGACCGCUAAAGAGGAGAAGGACUUGCAGACAUUGCAGCUGAGGAGCCUGCAGUACUUGGAACGCUACAUCUAUCUCAUCCUGUUCAAUGCAUACAUGCAUUUGGAGAAAAAGGACUCCUGGCAGAGGCCAUUUAGCACCUGGAUGCACGAGGUGGCAGCAAGGGCUGGAGUCUAUGAGAUCCUGAACUGCCUGGGCUUCGCUGAAUUUGAGGACCUGGAGGACAAGCCACUGACUCGGCUUCGCUAUCGCUGGCAGGAGCAAAACCGUAGCUCUUCACUCUUCCAGGGAGAAUUCAUAUAGGAGCCAGAAUUGGAAGGGUCAUGAGGAUUCCAGCAGUUCUCCAGAUGCGGCCAAAUGUCUUUCUCCCCCCACUCAGCUUUCUGGGUGGAUAUUUGGUUUUGUGGUGUGUGGUUUUUAAAAACGUGCAUAUAUAAAGAAAUGUGCCUUACCGAAGGAGUGUGAUUCUAGGAAGAAAAGCAAGUUACAUUGCCUUGAAGACCCUUUUAUGGUGGGUGGGAGCAUUCAGACACAAUAAAAUAAAUCAAAAUGAAUGUAGACAGGCGUUGAUACAAACAUUGUGCAUUUUUCCAUUACCCCUAGAACAUUUUAUGGCACACUACGAACUGGCGGUUUGGGAAAGACUUUUUAUUGGACUUGGUGCACUGCCCAAUGUAUACUUGUAUAUUAUGUACGUGCAGAUGCAGGAAAUGCAUGUGAGGUAUUGCUCUGCUGAAAGCAUUUAGUAGACGGCUCAGGAUGGUUUGUUUCAUUUGCUUGAAUCUUGUCCUAUUAUAUUAUGAAGAUCCUGAUUUCUAUUUAUGAUAUGUUUUUAAAAUGGAGCUACUGUUGAUAGACCCCUCGGUGUAGAAUGAGCCAAGAAUAUGGAGAGAGCCACUUUGGCUUCCCCAGGUGGAUCUCUCCCAUUGAACACCUGUCCUGUUGCAUCCCUGAUGGUUCUUGAGCCCUGGCAUUGACGAGCGCAGCAGGAGGCUGCUCCGCCUCUCUGUCUGGGUGCUUCCGUGUGUACCUAGCACGCGUGCAGCAAAGCAUGUUUGUGUACGUGUUGGUGCUUUUUAAAUUUUCUGUUUGGAUUGCCAGCUGUCCUGUUGCACCAGGCAUUGCUCCAGAGGCAUCAGUUGCAAAUCCUGAAGGGGAAUUUGGGGAUCUGGAUCACUCCUGUGCAUGGUUUGCUCCUGAGAUCCUCUCCAUGUAAUUCCAAGUGUGAUGAUGAUCGGAUUGUCCCUGUAGAAAAUAUAGAUGUACGGACUAUCUCCUAUCCUAGCACCGGGGUUCUCCACAGAAAACUGAGGCCCUUUCUGUCAAAAGGCCUUAGAUCUACUGCAUCCCAUAGAACAUGCUUUUAAAAAUUCAAGUUCCUUGCCCCAGGUAAACCAAAGCUGUGCCAAGGAAAACAGAAUUGUACAACAAAUGAGCAAAUGUACAUACUUCCUCUUGUGUUUGCAUAUUUUAUCUAGCCUUUGGUAACCCUGAGGAAGGAGCUGUGCAGACUCCCACAGCUACUGGAAAACUUAUUCAACCUCUGUGCAGAAGGCUUUGUCCAUACACUUCCAAGCACACCUUUGUUAGCCAUAGAAACUUGGCCUUCUUUUAAAAAUGAAGUGGUGAUUCUCAAGAAGCUCAAUUCUGUACCUAGAAGUGCAUUCUGUACUUUUCUCUCUGCAUAGCUCUGCAUUCCCCGCACCCCAGUAUUCUACUCCUUGCUUCUUGACAAGCAACAUCAGCGCUAGAAAUUAGGUGAGAAACCAAAACAAGCUUUUCUAAAUGAAUAUAUGCAUGAAGUGUUUGGAUAAUUUAAAAAAUGCACAGCCAUAGGCAUACAACGCUAACUUGUCAGUCCUUUCUCAAAAACGUAUACAUGGGGAAUAACAAUAAAAAAGCUUGGGUUCACAUCAUGAAAAAGCACAGGGAUGGUGGUCCUCAUUGACCACAAUCAGUGAUAUAAAAUAUUGGGGUUCUCUUUCUUCUUCAGGAUAGCUCCCCUCCAGCCACACAUUUCCGAAGCAGUUCAUCUGCCUUGCUUCUGGGAAGGAAACCAUGCAGGUAUUUUUUCUCAAAUGUGGAACAUCUGAUGUAGAAUGGUGUUACUCCAGGGGGAUUUUGUUGGUGUUUUAUUAACUAUUCAGUGAUGUCACUGAAUAGUAAAUAAAGUAUAUUAUCUAGCCCACAGUUUCUGUUAGCCUAAUUCAGCCACCCCAAAGCAGACAUUCUCACACCCGUAUGCACGUGUGAACCAUCGGGAGGCCUGUUUUUGUCUGCCACGUUUCUAAAAAGAAUCAUCGCCCACGCACACACACACACAUUAUUUGCAAGUUUGUAUUGCAAGAGUGAUCUUGAGUUGCUGUCCUGUUUCACUACUCACCAACCCUGAAUGGGGUUGAUGCUGGGGGGUUUUUUGGUUUUUGUUUUUUUGAUGUUUGUUUUUUUGGCAAAACUACUGCAUAGAUGUUGUUUCCAUUCCUCCGUUUUUGUUUUUGCAAUGGUUUAUUUUGCUUCUCUGUAAGUUUUCCCGCCCCUACAACAAAAUAUUGCAUGUUCACCGGAAUGGGUAAAAAAGGCUUCUAAAUACACGCGAUGCUUCCAAAGGUGCCUUUUUGACAUGCCCCAAAUGGUACUGAACCGUUCCUGCGUAUGUUGCAACUGCACAGCCAGCCUGAGGUUGAUGGGAGCAGGUAUCGUGAGCCAACACUCCUCCUUUGACAAACUCCAGCCAUAGUCUCUUUCCUUCCAAAUGUUCUUGAUUGCAAAUCGCCCAGGAUGGCUUUCUGAGCACACACAGAGCAGUUUGUUGAACCCAGUCUAGCAAGCACCUCCAGGAACUCUCCUUGUGAACACGCCUGUGUCCAGACCCUUUGGGAGUGGCUCUCUGAAGGCAAGCACGCUUCCUCUCUGCAUGGCUCAUCUAAUUCAGACUCCCGCCUCUGCUUGCCACAGGGUGCCCUCCGCUCAGAGGCAGAGGGCUGGUCCCAUUGGGAGAUUCUCAUCACCAGAGGCCCCUCCCACUGGCUGUAUGUCCGGGCCCUGCCCAUGAACUGACUGCUGUGGCCAGGUGCCUCCCCUCGAGCUAAUCUGCUGCUGCUGCUGCUGCUGCUGCAUCCCAGGACCUUGAAUGAAUCCAUGCUCCCCAGUCUCACGGAGACAUUCCUCCGAAUCCGAAUCAGCACCUGGGAUGCGGCUCAUGUCCUGUGGGAACUCUUGCCCAAGCCCGUCAUCCCUCUUCCUCCCAUCAGCAGGUUCACAGUGUAUAAUAUUUUAAGAAGUAUUUGUGCUGUGUGAGGUAUUGUGACAAUAUACUGUGUGGACACUUUGUCAUGUAAAAAGGCAGAAUGACCUUUGAAGUGGAUUAUCUAAGAUGGACUUGAAGAACGGCAUCUGUAUGUUUGUGUACAACUUGUGUUACAUACAGGGGAAUGGAAUGGUAUUAAAAUCUGCAAGUACACAGUC
Molecule: messenger RNA, 5014 nt
Organism: Varanus komodoensis (Komodo dragon)
Lineage: Eukaryota; Metazoa; Chordata; Lepidosauria; Squamata; Varanidae
Product: paladin-like
Exons: 13
Coding region: 209-1852 (547 amino acids)
Source: RefSeq, a predicted model, not a curated record